Molecule: messenger RNA, 2074 nt
Organism: Dunckerocampus dactyliophorus (ringed pipefish)
Lineage: Eukaryota; Metazoa; Chordata; Actinopteri; Syngnathiformes; Syngnathidae
Product: CD82 antigen
Exons: 8
Coding region: 134-973 (279 amino acids)
Cellular component (GO): membrane
Source: RefSeq, a predicted model, not a curated record
UGACAUAUUUAUGGUCCAAAGUUCAUUGCGUGUGUCCCUUGGAGACAAGAGGUGAAAGUUCACAGGCAAUAAGGAAGUGGUGUGUGUGAUUAAUAGAACCAGCAGCAGAACGCGUGUGGAUCCUGAGGUGAGCAUGAUGAAGUUGUUGGUGAAAGUUGAGCUGGUGAAAUUCAUCUUCCUGGUGGUGAACGUCUUCUUCCUGGCUCUGGGCACCAGUGUGGCCGCUUGUGGCGUUUGGAUCCGGUUUGACUCGAGCAGCUUCAUUGGAGCCGUUUCUUCCGAGGAGCUGCAGAUGGUGGGGGUGGGGCUGCUGUUGAUUGGCAUCCUGGUGAUGGUGUCCGGCAUGGUGGCGUGUUUUGGAGCUUGCUGGGAAAAAAGACUUUUUCUACUCGCUUACGUGUGCUUCCUGCUGCUGCUGAUCCUGGGGCAGCUGCUGGUCCUGCUGCUGCUGCUGGUCAACAAACGCCAGAUUGAGGAGCACGCCGACACCGCUGUGGGUCAGAUGAUUCUUCGCUAUGUCGGCACCGGUCGCCAGGACCGACUCCUGGACAACAUGCAGCACCAUGAGGCGUGUUGCGGCCUCACGGGCUCAUCUGAUUGGUUGCAGAAUUCUUUCAUCCAGACGCUCAACCUGAGCGGGAUGCACGUGUUUCCUUGUUCGUGUUUCAGCUCGCAUCAGCCCACCUACACGUCACCGUGGUGCUCACAAGUGAUCAACGCGUCUCAUGUGCACAUCAUCAGACCUAGAAACCACACACACGAGCAGGGCUGCAGAGAGAAGCUUCGUGAUUGGCUCCAGGUGAACAUUGUGACCAUGGUGGCCAUGGACGUCACCCUGAUGGUUAUACAGGUCCUGCAGUUGGCGCUGGCGGCCCAGCUCUACCGGUCCUUUGGCCAGAAGACAACCAAUGAGAUAGAAGCUAUUGACCACACCCCCCUCAGCAGUGACAUGGACAACCGAUAUGGACGCUGACUCCGCCCACCAGAACCUUGAAACAUCUUAACUUUUUGCAUUGUCUCAAUGACGAGUCUGACGACGUACAUGGUACUAUGCUGUAUGUUUGCGUUUACAUACUCUAUAUGGUAUGCAUAUACACUAGUAUAUACUGUAUACUGUAAUGUAAAUAUAAAGUACAGUGUUACCUCGUUUAUCGCAGGGGAUAGGUUCCCAAAAUAGCCCACAAUAAGUGAAAUCCGCCAAGUAGCCAACAUCAUUUUUUUACAAUUAUUAUAUGUUUUAAUGCUGUAAAACCCCUCACCAUACACUUUAUACACUUUUAUCUGACAGACAAUAACAUUUUCUCACAUUUCUCUCUUGUUUAAACACUCUCAAAAAAGUUCAAACCUUCGUUUGAGUUUUAAUCAUCAACCUGCGAGGUUGGACACAAGAAAUUAUUAAGUGACUCACACGUAUUUCACUCAUCUGACCACGGCUCUUCAUCCUGGCGCCGUUCCGCUGUACUGUAGCGUUUUUGUAUCCUUGUUAAGACAUACUGCUGCAGUACUCCUCCUGUUGUAGUCCUCCUCCUUCGUACCGAAGAUUAAUUUCCAAGCGAGCAAGCAAGCUAGCGAUGGCACAGGGGACACGGCGGGGCGGCACAAGGAGUUUGAUUGACAGUGGUCAACUUCCCACAAUGCAAUUUUUCUUAAAGGGCCAGGCUCGGGCAGUAACAGCCCUCAUACGCUGUAGUAAAAAAAAAAGAAGCACUAAAACAUGAUAGAUACAUACUGUACAUGUAUACUGUACAGUAGAAGGAGUUACAUUUGGGGACCGGGACUGCUUGUCUGUUGUACUUCCAGUAGUGACUUAUGAUCAUAUAUUAACUUGUGUUGUUCACCUCGCUGCACUUUUUAAGGGCCGGAUGGACUGUCAAAGCUAGUUUCUUUAGCCAAACUUCUCAUGGCACACGUCAAGGACCACCGAACAAAGUGCGGAAUCUCAACACUUGAUGAAAAAACAUGAUCAGGGAACCAUAAAGACAUAAACAUGUAAAAACGGUGGGCUUUUUAACAGUGCUACAUGUGUUUUGUACAUUUUACCUGCAUCAUCACAUAUUUAUAAAUUAUUACUGAC